Drosophila grimshawi is the source of this 4904-nucleotide messenger RNA. RefSeq names its product microtubule-associated protein futsch (gene ImpE1). The transcript is spliced from 7 exons. The record is from RefSeq and is a predicted model, not a curated record. NCBI's taxonomy places the organism in Eukaryota, Metazoa, Arthropoda, Insecta, Diptera, Drosophilidae. The coding region runs from base 1 to 4812 and encodes 1603 amino acids. Gene Ontology annotation, molecular function: protein binding.
AUGCCAGCGACAGCGACGCCGACAGCGACGUCGACUGCGACGAGAAAGCAACCUGCAAAUAACGCGAUGCUCAGCAAAGCUUUUACGGUUAAGCGGCUUUUAGCGAUUUUUGUGUUGUUCACACUACUGCACCACACACAGGGAUUGGAGUUGGGCGACAAGUGUCAGCAUGACAUGGACUGUACAGAUUUCAUCAAGGGCAGCAGCUGCUCGGCGCUUGGCUACUGCGAGUGUGCGCCCUACUUUGUCCAAUUGGAUGCCAAGCGCUGUUUGUCAUCUCAACUAUUGGGAGGCGACUGCCAGCUGAGCGAGCAGUGCUCGAUGAAGGUGGCAAACAGCAGCUGCCUAGAUGGUGCCUGUAGGUGCGUCGAGGGAUUCUUGCAAUUCCGCAAGCACACAUGUCUGGGACCGGCUCAUCCUGGCGCCGUUUGUUACAGCCACGCCCACUGUCAAAUGUUUGAUACGCGCACUCAUUGCGAUUUCCUAAUACCCAAUCUGUUUGGACGUUGCCAGUGCACGGCUCCCACACGCAUGGUGGGAGGACUCUGUGUGGCACCGGAGGCAGAUGAGACUGCAACACCAGAGGAACAACCUAUUGAGAAAGCCUCCUCAACGACGACGACAACGACGACGACAACAACAACAACAGCAGCACCCACAACAAGACGCACGACGACAACAACAACAAGGACGACAACUCCUGCACCUACAACAACGCCAACAACAUCAGCGCCAGUGUUGUCAGAGGAUGAGCUGCCUGCCAGCGUGGAGGAGCAAAUCCUAGAGGAAGACGAUACCGAUGCUACGAAGCUCAAACCGCAAAUCACCGAAGUGGAUAACGGCGAGAAAGUGGAAGCUUUGGAUAUGGCCCAUGAGGAAACGGAACUAACCCAACAACAGGAGGAGCAAGAGAAGCAAGAAGCUGAGCAGCAGCAAUCAGCAGUUGAGCAGCAAAAAGAAACAGGACCCGCAAUCAUUGAGCAAAAGCUGCCACAACAUGUAGAAGUAGUGGCGCCUGAACAGGUAUCACAGCCCUCAGAGGAGCAACAGUCCACAACUGGAUCACAACAGCUAUUAACACCCGCUGAUUUUGCCACCGAAGCUAUGGAAGGUGUGGAGCACGAAACUGAGCCAGCACCCGCCUACGACUAUCCGUACAAAAUUGAUGAUGAGUACGUGGAGGAGCAUGAGAUCAAACCUGAAGAGGAUCAACAAGAAACGGAGGCCGAAUCAGAACCUGAGGUAGUACAGGCUCCAGUGGAGGCGGCGAAGCCAGAGGUGGAAUCGGAGCCCGUAACACAUGUUGAGCAUGAGGAGGAGCUAGAAGCAUCAGGUGCACAGCCAAUUGCCACAACAACUACCGAUGAUACCAUAAAAUUCGAUUAUGAAACACCAAGCGAGACACCACAACAUGAUGAGCAAGAACCCGAAAUUGGCGGAGUGCCCAUCGAGAAAAAUGAGGAGGAGGAAAACAGCGAGACUGAUGUGGAGACAGUCACUCAGAAUUCGCAUCAGUUAGAAGAGGAGGAGGAGGAGCCUGCUGCUGUAGCUACUGCUAAUGAUGAUUUGAUACCCGUUCAUGGCGAUGAGGUGGUGGAAAUUGAAAGUGUGACCAAUGCGCCAGAGAAGCAACCAGAGAUCGUUGAACAGCUGAAUGGACAGGAGGUGGAACAGUCGGGUGAUCAUGAGAUCGAGUCUGAGACGGAGCUAACACCUCUGGCAACAGUCAAUGAUGAAGUUGUGGAAGAGCUGCCAGUUGAGAAGCCAGCUGAACAAGAAGAAACAGACAACGAAGCGCAAUCCGAAACAAAAGCAACAGAAGCAACCGAAAUUGAGGAGCCAGCGAAAUUGGAGGAUAGCGAAAGCCAAGCUAGUGAAAAAGAGUCAGAGUUAGAAAAGGAAAAUCAAGAGGAGGAGGAGGAGACACAGAAACCCGAAGCAGAAAUAGAAACAGAAGCAGAUACAUUAACUGAACCUGAAGCCGCAGUAGUUGAGAGCGCAACAGAAUCCGAGAAUCCACCUGAAAUCGAGACGCAAAAAGACACAGAGAAUACAGAGUUGGAUACUGAUCUCGAACAGGUAGAACAAAGUGCCGACAUUAAGCCGAUAAGUGCACAAGAUGAUUUAAAUGCAGCCAAUCAAUUAAAUCAAGAGCAACCAGCUGCUGAAGAAGAGACAGGAGCAGCAGAACAACAGCAGCCAAUCAAUGAGCAAGGGGAGAAUAUAGAAGAGACACAGACAGAGAUCGACACCGAGACUGAAACUGAGAAUGAGACUGAGCCGGAGCAGGGUGAAGCUGAUGUUGAUUCUGCUGUGGAGGCAAUCAGCGAAGCACAACACGAACAAUUGACUUACCCAACAAAUGAUGAUGAAUUGGCGCCACAGCAACACAGCGAAGAGCUGACUACAGAGCAGCUAUCUGAAGAAGGAGAGCACGAGGAAGAUGAGGAGUAUGGAGAGGAGGCAACGACUCAACUGACAGCAGCUGAACCAGAAAUCUUAAGCGAGACACAACAGCAACUCAGUCACAACAGCGAGUCUGAGCUAAAUGCAAAUGCAAUUAAGACGCCCGAAGUGUCGGAAACAAAUGCAGAUGUGCCACAGACCGAGAUGGUGGCAGAGGAGGUCGCUGAGUCGGAGCCAGAGCAGUCAAGCAACAUUGCUAAUGAUGAGGUGUCGCUUGUGGAUGCUGUUGGGGCGGAGACCAAUCAUGAUGAAGGUGCGGCAAUUGAAACAGUGCCAAUUAACCAUGAUGAGCAGGAAACAACCGAAGCUUUAAAGGAGACAGAAGCAGCAACGGAGCAGCAAGAGCAGCAGCAUCAGACGGAAACUGUCACCGAAGUCAGCAGUGAAAGUGGCGAGCAGCGUUUUGAAACGGAAAUGGACAAAAAUGAAAAUGAUAACAUCAUACAAGGAGCGGAGCCAAAUGUGGAUCAACAACAAAAGCCAAACCAGGCCAACGAUGCAGAGCAAGAGCAAGUGGCAGUGGAGACCGUGCACCAAAUUAAACCUGAAGAGACGGAGCUGCCUGAGCAACAGCAACUGGAUGAAUCCACAGUAGACACUGAAACUGAAACUACAUUAUCUAUACUCGAAUCCGAUACCGAGGAUAGGACUGAUCCCACAGACACAGAGAUACCAGAGAUUGAAGCCGAGGUGCCAAUUGUGAGUGAGGAACAGAAAACGGAUGACUUUAAAGAGAGCGAGAGCAUUGCGGGCAUACUCAGUGAUCUGAUCCUGGAGGGUGAUAGCACCGUUCCUCCCGUGCCAUUUGGUGAGCAACCCUCUCAAACUAAGCCAAUUCCGGCUGGUGCUGAAACCGAGAUAGUGGAGGAACAGCAGCUGCAACAAGAACAGGAACACGAGCAGGCUGAAGUGCCCGCCAUACCUGAUCUUCUAGCGGAGGCAGAUGAGUUACAUGAGCAGCAGGAAGAACCACAGGAAGAGGUACAAGAGCAGCAAUCAGAAACCGAAGCAGCUACCGAGACAUCAGAGAAUGAAUUAGAUGGGCACUUAAUCACCUUCUAUCCCGAUGUAUCCGCCGACCAAGAUGUAACAGAGACGGAGUCAAGCACUGUGGACGCAGCAGAAGCUGAGCCCGAUCGCACACUCUCUCCGGAAGAUCUACCAUUCGAUUUGAGCGAGGGCUCUGGUCCGGUUAGGUUACAACAAUUGGAAUCGGACAGUUUGAUCCUGGAGUCGACCACACUGGACACGCUGCUCGAUCAAAACAAUGACAUUGAGCAGGAAACUUCAGCUGGUAGUCAGGCGCACGAGGAAGCCACACCCAAUCCCGCUGACAUUGUAGAGAUCACCACACAGACAAUGCUGGGAUUGGCCAGUCGUGUAACGCUCAUGGAGCCCGCGGCACCGGUGGUGACGACCCUAAAGCCACUAAUGCCCUCUGAGGAGGCCACACCACAGCCAGCUGCCAGCUUCUCAUCCGAGAUUCCCGUUCUCGCUGCAGUCUCCACUCUGCCACUGCUGAGCGGCAAGCCUGGCUCAGAGCUGCGCAAGCGUGUCGAUCUUGGUCUGGAAGCAAUCUCACUGGGUCUGCCUUGUGCAAGCAAUCGUCAGUGUCAACUGGCCGAUCCACAUACGGUCUGCAAUAAGCGAGGCGUCUGCGAUUGCGCAUCAAGCCUGGAACAACAACAAUGCGGUGCCGAACGCACAGGAUGCAGUCCCGGCACUUUCCAGUGUCGCUCGAGCGGCGUUUGCAUCUCAUGGUUCUUUGUGUGUGACGGUCGUGCCGAUUGCAAUGAUGACUCGGACGAAGAGUGCACCCAUAAUGCCCGCUUGAACCAGACCUGUCCGGCGGAGGCGUUCCGUUGCGAGCGCAGCGGCCGCUGCAUCUCACGUGCGGCACUCUGCGACGGUCGCAAGCAGUGCCCACAUGGCGAGGAUGAGCUUGGCUGCGAUGGUCAUCUGCGGGGUGGCAACAGCUGUCCGCCGCACACGUUCCGCUGCAAGAGCGGCGAGUGUUUGCCCGAGUACGAGUACUGUAAUGCGAUUGUCUCCUGCAAGGAUGGCAGCGAUGAGCCACCGCAUUUGUGCGGCUCCCGUUCCAUGCCCAAUCUCUUCUUACGGCUAAUCGAGGCGGGUGGUUUGCUGGCCAGUCGCAAUGAGCCCGAUGCUUACUGUCCGCAUCGCUGCAGCAAUGGACUGUGCCGAUCCACGGCAAUUGUGUGCUCCGGACGCGAUGGGUGCGGCGAUGGCACCGAUGAACAGACCUGCGCCGUUUGCCGCUGUCCCGCCUCCAAUCCUAGACUGGCCGCCUAUUUGGCCAGAAAACGCCCCAUGCCGCUGUGGUAAACUAUAUCGGAUUACCAUUGAAAGGUUUCGCAACACUACCUUCGCACAACAUUACUAUUUCCCCAUCAACCACAACAACAGCAACAACACUA